AACUGUUCUAUAAAGUCCACGAUGCGUAACAUUUGAAGAUUUAAAAGAGAGGGUUUUUUUAGGAUUGCUCGGUACCAGCUUUAGCAUUCACAGUAAUAUAUUCUGUUAGACAAUAAGUUAUCAUGAAGACAGUUGUGAUAUUGGUGCUGUUUGCCGCUGUUGCACAUUGCGCUGUUAGAAGGGAUAAACCAGACUUUGACUGUGAUAAGAUAUGCAGACCAUUUGGUUACGACCCUGUAUGCUCCGACAGAAACAAACAAUUCGACAACGAAUGUUUCCUGGAUUGCGAAUGGAAGUACAAAGGAUGUGACGGGAGAUGUCCAUGUAAUCGUCCUGACACGCCUGACAGACCAGAUCGACCAAACUAUAUCAAAGCUCAACGACCACAGUACAGACCCGAACCUAGGCCUGAGUACAGACCCCAACCUAGACCUGAGUACAGACCCCAACCUAGGCCUGAGUACAGACCCCAACCUAGACCAGAAUACAGACCCCAACCUGAAUACAAGCAACCAGAACCUCAGCCAACAUACUGUGUAUGUGAAAGAAAGUAUGAUCCUGUCUGCACAACUGAUGGAACAGAAGAUAACGAUUGUAUUGCUAAAUGCCAAGGAAAGUACAAACUCCACGAUGGCCAGUGUUAUUAAAUAUGAGAGAAUGUCAGAAAGAAUGAUAAUACGUGAAAUGAUGAUUUCAAAUGACUUUCACAAAUGUUUUUAUGACCAAAAUGUCUCAGAAUAAAUGUGUAUGUUUUUAUAAGAA
This is a messenger RNA of Ruditapes philippinarum (Manila clam), 762 nucleotides long. Its product is annotated as insoluble matrix shell protein 6-like. The coding region runs from base 123 to 647 and encodes 174 amino acids. The transcript has 4 exons. Gene Ontology annotation, molecular function: protein binding. Lineage: Eukaryota; Metazoa; Mollusca; Bivalvia; Venerida; Veneridae. The record is from RefSeq and is a predicted model, not a curated record.